AUGGUGAACCUGUGCCGCCUCCUGGCAGCGCGCGACGGCGUCACCGCCACCAUCGUCGUCACCGAGGAGUGGCUCGGUCUGGUCGAUACCCCGACGGCGACCCUGGGCCCACGCGUCCGCUUCGAGGCCAUCCCCAAUGUGGUCCCCUCUGAGCACGGGCACGCCGGUGACAUGGUCGGCUUCGUGGAGGCCAUGUACACCCGGAUGGAGGCGCCGUUCGAGCGCCUCCUCGACGAGCUCCUCGCCGCGCCACUGGCGCCCGCAGCCAUCGUGGCCGACGUGUUCGUGCCAUGGACCGUCGCCGUCGACGCAUGGAGAGGCGUGCCGGUAUGCGUGCUCUGUCCACUGAGCGCCACCAUGUUUGCGGUGCAGUACAACUUCCACCGCCUGCCACCUGCGGCGGAUGACGGCGGCAGCACUUCGCCGGUGAACAAGACCGCCGGUACAUGA
Molecule: messenger RNA, 450 nt
Organism: Miscanthus lutarioriparius
Lineage: Eukaryota; Viridiplantae; Streptophyta; Magnoliopsida; Poales; Poaceae
Source: the annotation of a GenBank genome assembly